Chelonia mydas (Green sea turtle) is the source of this 11625-nucleotide messenger RNA. RefSeq names its product pyruvate dehydrogenase phosphatase catalytic subunit 1 (gene PDP1). NCBI's taxonomy places the organism in Eukaryota, Metazoa, Chordata, Testudines, Cheloniidae. Gene Ontology annotation, biological process: protein dephosphorylation. Gene Ontology annotation, molecular function: protein serine/threonine phosphatase activity; cation binding. Bases 7300 to 8904 code for a protein of 534 amino acids. The transcript is spliced from 2 exons. The record is from RefSeq and is a predicted model, not a curated record.
UAGAUGAAAAGUAAAACAAGUCUAUUUAAUCAAAAAGAGGGGGGCUUUAAAGGAGUUUAAGUACAAGAGAUAAAGACAAAAAUGCAAAUAAAAGUAAAAAUACAAGCAAAUAAAAAUAAAAUAUGCUUUCUAUUGUCUAAGAACUAACUCAACAAGUUAUAAUCUUUGUUCAAGGUAGAUUUCUCACCAAUCGUUCUUCUUUCCAGCCAGGGAUGACUUUGUCAAAGUCAGGACCUUCCAUAACAGUACAAGGUGCUGGUUUCCCUAGUCUUCCUAGGUGAAAGAUAACCAAAAUCUUUGUGUCCCUCAUAUCUCUGAGUUCAUUGACCGAGUUUCAAGAGGCAGAGUGACCUCAUGUUGUUCUUCCCUUCCUGUGGAUUUCCCAUCUCAAUGCUGAUUCAUAUGUGAAUAGGGCUUCCAUUGUUUUGAUUCCAUAAUACUUAAUUUAUAUUGUCUGGGAGAGAACCUUUUUCUCCCUUUGUUUGGUCGCAGACUUUAAAAUAUAAUUUCAGUGAGUAUCCAUAAUUCCUCAUAUAGUGUUAAUACAUACAUUUUACAAUUAUAUUAAUCACCAUUAGUGUCAUUAGCUUUCAUAAAAGACUUUACAUGAUACACUGUUAUAAUACAGUAAUAUUGUAUACAAUCAAUUCAAUUAUUUAUCCUUUGAGGUUCAGACCCCAUCUUUAUAGUUGAGGCUUUCUCUCCCACUCACAAGGUUAAUGGCUUUGUUUCCAUUUUAUGUAAAUAUGCCUUCAUUGUCUCUGCCUGACAACCGAGCUAGUCAGCCAAGCAAAUACAUUCCAUUGUCUAGGGCAGAGUGGGUUUAUGAAUUGCUUGCCAAACACAUUCUAAAAUAUAAGUCUAGCAGCUAUCCAUAACUCUUUGUACAUAACCCAUACAUACAUCACAUGAGAAUACUAAUGAUCGGUGAAUUAUUAAUUUUCCAGUUAUAUCUUACACGAUACCUUUUAGAUACAGACUAUAACAAGUGUGUUAGCUGUAGUGAGUAUGUGAGGCCAGAUGAGCUGCUGACACAAAGUGGUGAACCAUCAAGGGGUCUCUGUUACAAUGAUUAAAUAUUGGAUGCUUUUUAUAGUCUUAGGAGGAUUAUAUAAACACAACAUAUUUUGUCUAUUACUAAGCAUACUAUUAAUCUUCUUUAGGAAAAAUGCAAACAAAUCCCCCCUUUGGAGCCUAUCAAGCUCUUUUGGAUAGUAGCUAGUAGUAAUUGCAAAUUUAGUUACUUUUUUUGAAAGAUUAUAUCAUAUAAAAGGCAAUGGGACAAACUCUGCCCGUAGAUACGAUAUAUCUGUCAACUUUUAAAAAAAAUGCAGCAGCCAAAGAGCCCUCCUCCCCAUCCAAAGCCAGGAAAAUUAUCUGGGCAAGACUCUCAGCCCUAGCUGCACAGUUGCAUAUAUUAAUUAAUAUGCUAUAUAAAGGUGCUACUACGUCUUUAUACAUUAUUUUUCCAGGAUAGUAGCCAAAGUAUUUAGCUUUGCCCUGUUCUCCCAUAUUUCCUCAGGCCACACACACACAUCCACUCCCACUCCCCCAAAAAUAUUUUAUGGAUCCUCUGCAUAGGAACAUUUUUGGGGUGUCAGUUGUUAUGAUGGCUUGCGAAGUAGAAAAGUUCAGUUUGUGCACAGAACUUUGAGAUAGAUUUUGUAAUAGAUUGUUCUGCUUUUUGGCAUGGAAGCUAUAGGAGCAAGUUGGCUUUUUUUAAAGCACUGUGCCUCUUAUACUAUGCAAAGAUGGAUAUUGCAACAAUAUUAAGUAGGCAGGGGAUGCAAAACCAAUUGAAGUAUCGCUCAAUGUUCCUGAACUUACUUUCAGUAAAAUUAUGUGAAUAUUUAAACCAGAAGUUUAUUACAAAUGCCUGACUGAAAACGCGAGUUGAAGAGCUACACUAACGUUCUUCUGGAAAUCUGUAUCAGAGGCUUCAGGGCUGAAUACUGAAACACUCUGACUGCUGUAAUAAUGCAUCGCUGCCCUUAAUUCUUCACUGUAGAAUCAAUCCACUGUUGGCUGCAGACACAAUAGAAAGAAACUGAUGGAUUUCAGUAUACUUGGAUGAUAAAUCAUUCAUCCAGAGAAACAGCUAGACGCUCCAUGUCUUAAGUAAUAAGAAGUGUUGGGAACUUACAUCCCCAGCAGCAAGUGACAUCAAAUGCUAACCAAUCAUGGAAAAACAUAUCUUUAUUCUUUGGUACCUUUCCUACAAAAAUGAGCAUUGCUCAAAGAGAACAAAAAGUUUUGGUCAGCCAGAAUAUAGGAGAGAGGGAAAAUCUAACAUUCCAUUCCAAUAGAGAAACUUAAUUCUUGGCAAGCCAAUAAACUAGCAUGAAUUUGAAGGCCACAGUUUAUCUACUGUUUGUAGAAUUUAUAUUAGACUGUUAUGGCCAAAUCCUUUUCUAUCUCUUGCUAGCUUAACUAUCAAACUUUUUCCAGUUUACAUCACACUUUGCCUGCACUGCUAUCUGGACAUUUACUGUCUUGCUCUCAGCGAGAUAUGUAGUUUGAGCACAACAGUGGGAGCCAGAGACUCGUCACUUCUCUGACAGCUGUCAUGCUAGUUUCCACCUUGGCCUUGAAUGAGGGAGAGAGGUGGAGUGACUUAAUUUCCCCACCCAUUUCUGGCUGGCCAUAAAACAUGAAUUCUGUUUCAUGCACAAAUAAGCUGAGGUUUAAAAGUUUGUUUGCUCUGAUGCAGAGUGAAAAUGAGACUUUGAAUCUUUUCAUGAAAAAAUGAGUAAGCGAGCUCCUGUCCCAGAAUAGCUAAUAGUGCAGGGGGUAGGGCAAUAAACUGGCAUGUAGGGGACUGAUAUUCAAGUCCCUGUUCUGCCUGAGUCAGUGCUCUAGAGUGAGUCAGUCUCUCUCUGGCCCAAUGUAUAUUUAAUUAUUUAUACACAGUGGAAUGGCUUCAAUAUGAGAGACUAAAAAAGAACAAAAGGCUGAAGGCGGUUAGGUACUCACAUAGGAUGUGAGAGACUCAAGCUAAAGUCCUAGCUCUGAAUUGAGCACAGCAGGACCUUUCACCUGGGUCUCACACAUACCAGGUGAGUUCCCUAACCACUGAUCUUUUGGCUAUUUGGGGGUGGCAUUCUCUCCCUCUCUAACUUUGACCAGAAAUUCCAUUCUGGACCUGAAAAACCUUCAUCAAACUUGAAACUUUUCUUGGGAAGUGGCAUUUUCUGGAAAAAAAAAUCAACAAUUUCCUGAUCAGCUCUAGAUAAUACUGAUCUUGCUACUUCACAGGGCAUUAUGAAAAAGAGAAUUAAUGGUUGUAAAAUAUUUUGAAGAGUAAAAGUGCUACAUAUGAUGAUCUCUUAUUUUGUACUUGGUCUUUCCUGAGCAGACUAUGGAGCAUCAUUUUCUUCAGAGGUGGAGACAAGAACCCAUUUCAAAUAAUUUUUCAAGGCCUAUAACUCUCAAAUUUGAAGUACAAUUGUCAGGAAGAGAAUCUCACUCUGUACUCCCAGCUAAUCAUUAUUUUGCCUUUGACUAAGUCCAAGGCUGCAAGAGCUCCACAUUCCCCAAACUGACAAUUAAUUAAUAUCAGUUCAGCUAAUUCAUAGAGUUUAAGAUGACUGAUUAGCUAAUCUGAUCUCCUGUAUGACACAAGUCAUUCAAAUGGCAGCUUGCCCCUGCUUCUGUAUAUUACUUAUUUACAAAAGAGGAGGGAGAAUGGCAAAGAAAUUUGAGCCAGGACCUCUCAACAUCAAGUCCUUCAGUUUUUGAUGAGCCCAAAUGGCACCACCAGACUUCAACUACCACGUGGCUAGAAAGGGCUGAUUAUGUACCUCUGUAAUAGGGGGCUUGAAGGGCCAGUUGGCCUAGUGGUUGGAGUGCUUGACUUCCUGCUGCCUACUUCUGUGCUCAAGGUGCUUCAGUCUUUAAAGCAAGGGGUCGGGGAAUCCAGGCGUUCCUACUCCACUGGGCCCCAGCUCAGGGCACUGUGUAAAUCAACUCCUGAGUUGGGGAGCUCCCAGCAGGGAGUCUACGUUCACUGCCCUGGGCUACUUCCUACUGUUGCCCCUUCAGUUUGCAGCAUGGCCCCUAUAGUCCAAGUUCCUGGCUUGUCUCUAGGAGUGGCCCCUUUUGCACCCUAGGCAGCAUCCUGCUGUGAUUCCAGGUUCCUCUGGGUGGGAGAGCCAUAAAUUUGGUGGGUCAUUACCCCCACAAGGUCUCCACGCUUCUAGAUCUCUUUCUCUGUCUCUUUUGUCUAGAAAGAUAAUGCUUGGUUCCUAGUGGCUGCCUCUGCUGGCAGGCUAGUGAGCCUUCCUUCAGGUAGAGAAGCAGCUAGAUUCUGCCUCUUCAGCAGUCAGCCACAAACUGAGCCAGGCUCUGGUCUUUUCUCUCCCCUCCAGGCCUGACAUUUGCUGCUGGUAUAAUAGGGAGGGGCUAGCUGGGUCCAAAAGCUCUUUUUAACCUCGUCUGUGCUGUUGGGCCAAUUUUACAGCCAGAAGCAAACUACCUUGCCACGGUGAACUGGGCAAGACUCUGCCCCUCUCAUAUUCCUAUUUGUAGUGGAAUGGACUUGGAGAUUUAGGAACAUACUAAAAUACAGUAACACUUAUUUUGGCCCAUUUCUACCUCUAACAUGAUGGUGGCUCCUACCUUGAACAUUUUAGAUUGACAACUGGACCACUGCUGCUGCAAUGUUGCUCUGUGACUACUAGCCAUGAUUUUUGGAUGCUUCUUGUAUCUCAAAGGAUUUAUCAGAUACUGGCUGUCUGAACUGACCUAGCAGCGAUAAACUAUUCAGUAACUAAUGCCCGCUGGGCAUUACAUGACCAAAAUGCAUGCUUCCAUCCAUGUAUAGAAUGAGAUCAAUGGUGAUUUUAUACUAACCCAUUUCUGCCUGCCCAUAAAGAAUGUACUUAUCAUCAAUCAAGUACACUCAGAUGCAGUCUGACUCCAUUCUCUCUUUUCACACAUUGAUGGGGGGAAAUUAAUGUCUUCAUUGCGCCUGCCUAUAUACUACUUAUCAGCUCUGAUAAGUCAUAGUCAUAGCACACUUUGCUAAUCUACUUUUAUCUAUGUGCUACAAAGAAAUAAUAUAAAUGAUUAAUCUUCUAUGCUCUUUGAUGAAUCCUUCAUGUACAGAGGUGUUUGUCAGACAUAGCUAGGUUAUGCAUAUGUUUCCUAUAAUCAUCUUCACCUUAAUGGUUAUCCUGGUGAUCAGUAAAUGUGCUUUAAAAAUCAUACAAUCCAAUAAUACCACAGUGAUGGACAUGGCAUAAAUUCCUACAUAGACACUUCGCCACAAUCACACAAUAUUACUAUUUUAAACUGUAAUGUUUUGGACUAUUGCAGCAUUUUUAAGGAUUGUUCCAUUAUACUCUACUAUUUGACCUUCAUACAAAGUGUUAGUGAGCAGUAGUUUCUAAGUACAUCCAUUCUGACAUCUCAAAGGGACUUAAGUAACACAACCUGUCAUUUCUUCUACUGCUUUCACUGCACAAAUGUUAAUAUACUAAUAGAUACAAGGAAGGAUAAAAAUGCAGGUAGUGCCAAUGUUUUAAUUUUAUCAUAGAAGUGCUUCAUUUGCAAAAAGAACAUUACUUCCAACAUUGCACAGGCUAGUUAUUUAAAUGCAUCCAGAGUAUGCCAGAGCAAAGGUUCAAAUAACUUGUGAGUGGGCAUUCUGCCAGCCUAAAGAUAGGAAUGGGUGGAGACAGUGAAAAGACCAUGUAUGUGUAUAGAGAUAGAGGUGAGCAAGUCAACAAAAGCUUUGCUCAUGUUAAGUACUUAAGAGUCUCUGGUCCUGACUGAGGACAAAACAAGAAUAAGCUAAGUAAAAAGACAGAAUAUCCAAGCUUUAUAGUGCAGGCUCCAAUAGUCUGCUGGGAUGUUAUGGUGAGCAUUAAUACUUUUUUCCUAUUAAAAAGUAUUUUGUGAACACCACAAGAAAAUUGUAUUGUAAUUUUAAAAUUAAUUUAUGCUCACAAACAGUACUCCUCCUUUCCCCUCAAAGAACAACUGCAGUAAAGAUAAUGCUUCAAGUAAAGUUCCCCAUACCUUCCCCUCAAUCUUAUCAAGAGGAGCAACUUCCAGGGUUGAGAAGAUAAUUUUGUUUCCCGAGACAACACAAAGAUGCCAGUUUUAAUGGUGAUUUUUCGAUGUGGACACUGUUACACGAGGAAGCAAAGAGACACUGCCAGACAUUUCCUUAGCUUUAACUUUUCAGUCUUAUUCACAUCACCCAUUUUUGUGGCUGGUAGAAGUCUCAGAAGCGAUCCUCCUAAUGUCUGCCCCUCCUAAUUUUACAUGUCUAUUGUUAAAAGAAGAUGCCAUCUCUAAUUCUGUAAACUCAAAAUUUAAUUCUGAAUAGAUUUGAUUAAAUUGGAAUGUUGUACAAAGAGGGAGAAAGUUGAUGGAAAGGACUUUUCUCCCUUUUUCUCUUUAUACAUAAAAUCUUUGAAGAGGGGAAAAACACAACCACCUCCUCCCCCCCAAGCUUCUGCACUUUAGCUGACUGUUGCGAGUGGGUUAGCAGCUCGUGGAAGAGCACAGUGGUUUAGACACAUGUACGAAGAGUACAGCAGUAAGUCUGAGGCCAGUCCAUAAACCAGACGUGCAAAUUCAAGGAAGAGGAGUUUUCUCUAAUUUGCAAUACACUCUAGUUUUCCAGUCUGCUGCCCAGCCCAGGCGGUACCUUCUGAUGAUUUUCAGCAGCGUGUGAUUUAAAAACAGGCCAGUAUAAGAGGGGCCAUGGAAGGGCAGCAGGACAGAUGUUACAUGCUGCUUUACGAGUAGCCCAGUUUUUCAACCAAAUCGACAGUACAGUAAAUGGCCAGAAGAAAAUCGAUAGGCCGGGGGAACAGCGCAAGAGCCCCCGGGGGAAAGCAGGGGGCGACAAGGCUAUAUUUGCCCCACGCUGAGGAAGGAGAGCGGGCGGGAACCCAGAGGCUCGGGCUCUCUGCGCCUGUGCCCGUUGGGAGGCACGUUGCUGCAGGGCCGCGCCCCAGCCCGGUUUAGCAGCGCUGCGGGGAGGUUUCGCCCUUGCCGAGAGGUCGGGCGGUGUCCCGCGCUAGGGCGGCUGCGGAGGCGCAGGGUGGCACCCGCUCUCCCGUUAGGCGGCGGUUGAAGGGGGAGGGACCCGGCUCUCACGCGGCGGGCAUCCCGCCUCAAAGGGGCGGAGCUCCGGGCACCCCGCCCCCUUCGCGGCGGCCCCGCCCGCUCUGGCCGGGUCACGGCCGGGAGCUCGGGAGGGGACGGGCCGCUGCGCUGCGACCGCUCCGCGGCACCGCCGCAAUUCCUGUCAGAAGCUCCAGACUGCCAUUAUUCUCUGAUGCCAUGCCAGCACCAACUCAACUGUUUCCAUUGAUUCGUAACUGUGAGAUUGGCAGGAUAUACAGUACAGUGUGCUACUGCCAUCACAAACAUCUUUGUUGUCUGUCACCUCAUUUGGCUCACAAUCAUUUGAGAUGUGCACCUCAAAAGAAACUUGCAACACUCUGUCCAAAAGAGAAUUUUAAUCAGUUUAUCCAUGCAAGGAGCUAUGUUUCCACACCACAGAGAUUUUACCUCACUCCUCCACAGGUCAACAGCAUUUUGAAGGCAAAUGAAUACAGCUUUAAAGUCCCAGAAUUUGAUGGCAAAAAUGUAAGUUCUAUUCUUGGCUUUGAUAGCAACCAGUUGCCUGCUAAUGCUCCAAUAGAAGACAGGAGGAGUGCGGCGACAUGCUUACAAACAAGAGGAAUGCUUCUAGGUGUAUUUGAUGGCCAUGCAGGCUGUGCUUGUGCUCAGGCUGUCAGCGAAAGACUCUUCUACUACAUUGCUGUCUCUUUGUUACCUCACGAGACUCUACUUGAAAUAGAAAAUGCAGUGGAGAGUGGCCGUGCCCUGUUGCCCAUCUUACAGUGGCACAAGCAUCCCAAUGAUUAUUUUAGUAAGGAAGCUUCCAAACUGUAUUUCAACAGUUUAAGAACUUACUGGCAGGAGCUCAUAGACCUCAACACUGGAGAGACUACUGAUGUAAAGGAGGCUUUAAUUAAUUCUUUCAAGAGGCUUGAUAAUGAUAUUUCAUUAGAAGCUCAAGUGGGAGAUCCAAACUCUUUUCUCAAUUACUUGGUACUGCGAGUGGCAUUUUCAGGAGCAACCGCCUGCGUGGCUCAUGUAGAUGGUGUUGAUUUGCAUGUUGCUAAUACUGGUGACAGCAGGGCAAUGCUUGGUGUUCAAGAAGAAGAUGGAUCUUGGUCUGCACUUGCUCUGUCCUAUGAUCAUAAUGCCCAGAAUGAAAGUGAAAUAGAACGAGUAAAACUGGAGCACCCAAAGUCUGAAGAGAAAAGUGUUGUAAAACAAGAUAGGCUGUUAGGCUUAUUGAUGCCUUUCAGAGCUUUUGGUGAUGUGAAAUUCAAAUGGAGCAUUGAACUUCAGAAGAGAGUGAUAGAAUCGGGCCCAGAUCAGUUGAAUGACAAUGAGUAUACGAAGUUUAUCCCUCCUAACUAUUACACUCCUCCAUAUCUCACAGCUGAGCCAGAGGUCAUACAUCACAAAUUAAGGCCGCAGGAUAAAUUCCUGGUGUUGGCUACAGAUGGCCUGUGGGAGACCAUGCAUAGGCAAGACGUGGUUAGAAUUGUAGGAGAGUAUCUCACUGGAGUUCAUCACCAACAGCCAAUAGCCGUUGGUGGUUAUAAGGUAACUCUGGGACAGAUGCAUGGUCUCCUAACAGAAAGGAGAGCCAGAAUCUCCUCUGUAUUUGAAGAUCAGAAUGCAGCAACUCAUCUGAUACGUCAUGCAGUGGGAAAUAAUGAGUUUGGCACUGUUGAUCAUGAGCGGCUGUCCAAGAUGCUUAGUCUUCCAGAAGAGUUGGCUAGGAUGUACAGAGAUGACAUUACAAUUAUUGUGGUGCAGUUCAACUCUCAUGUUGUAGGUGCAUGUCAAAAUGAGGAAUUCUGAAAUUUAAAUGGAUGUACAAUUUACCAAAGUUGUCAGAAGGAGUAGUCUGAUCAGAAGACAAAAAUAUACUUGGUGAACAAACCAGAGUGUCUGCUUAUUUGAAUUAAAAUGUGUGCAAGUACAUUUCUCCCUCCCUUGCCCAAAGUUUUAUUAACUGUGGAAAGUGCUAUUGAACUAACAGUCUUCCAAGAAGAUAGCCCAAGUUGGAAAGAGGGACUCGAAACAAGUUUGCACUAUUGAAUCAAUGAAUGCUGCUAGAACAAUAUUUUGGGUUUGGUAGUGGUAGGUGAGAGUGAGGGGAUAGCUAAUUCUUUAUUGAUCAUCACACUGUUUUGACUAGUCAUGAAACAAAGCCUGUAUGUAAACAUAUGUAAAUAUCUAUAUGGCUAUCUUACUAGAUAAAGAUAGGAAUCUUGUUGAAUAUCAAAAUUGAUAGGAAUGAAUUUUUGUCUGCAAAGUAGAUAUGGUUAUUCUGCAUGUAUGUGUGGUGUUUUGACCUUUUAUAUUUUUUUCUCCCUAGGGAAAGAAAGAUGCUGUAAGUAGUAGGAAACUGACUUGAUAAACGCUAUCCUUGAGUUUUUUCCCCAAUUUUGCUUAGACAAUGUCAUUCUUCACUUAACAUUCUAGGCAACUAUAUAUGUAUUUUUAACUUUCAAAUGCAACUCUUUAAGCCAUAAUCAACCAGCUCUUAAGAUAACUGGGCUAAGCAUAUUGGGAUCUCAUAGUAACUUAUAAAAAUGCAGUUUUAAAUUCCCUCAUGCUGAUAGUCUUCUGCCUUUUGGGGGGGGAUUUUUUGCACAACUUUAAGGGCAAUAAUAUCUUUCUGCCAUCACUGAAAAAUCAACUGCAUAAGAAAAUUCCAUUAUGGAAGACUUCAGCUUGCAGUAUGAAACCAUAACUCUGCCUUUUUUGCAAAAUAUGGAAGUAUUUUCAGUCAGAACUGUGAUGCCUGUUCAAAAGGUCACAUCCUUGGCAGGCAAUACUACUGUCUGGUACCAAAAAUCGCCUCUAAUCACAUGAUGAAUUCUAAUAUGAACUUCUGAAGAGACUAGAAAAUCACUGUUGGCUAUUUGGUGGCUUAGUAAAUUAGCACUCAUGUUAACUUCUUCUGUUGUGGUAGUUUCAGUUGGGUCACAUGUACUGGAUUACUUAAAUAUCAACAUCGGGAAAUUCACUAAUGUUUUACAUAGGCAGGUAAAUUGAAAACAUCAUAAAGAUUUAAAUAGUUUUCUCUAUUAGUACACCUAACUGGCCUGCAUGUUGUAUGCAUAACAAUAGUUGCUUUCUUGGCAUUACAGCAUCAAUUACUGUAAAUCCUUUGAAAGAACUCAAUCAGUGAAUGCAUGUUCUCUUGCAUUCACAAUUUCAUGAUAGAAGAAAGUCUCUUAAAUGGUUCUGUUAUGACUGAAUUGCAAAGUUAAAAGGAGAUUACAUGGUAUUUCAGACUAAAUUUUAUGCAACUGUAACUGCUGAACACUACUCUAAAGUAGGCAUAGAGGCCAUCAUAUCAAGUUUUCAGUCCCUCUUUAUUACCUUUUUAUAUCUAAAUAAGCAUAACCUAAAACUGAGGGCUUUCUCAACUCAAAUAGUAUCAGUGGCCCUUUAUACACUUAAAUUCUUGAAUUCAAAAACUUAUAAUUCUUGUUUUUAUUGUAGAAACUUUCUUGAUUACAUGUAUUCUCCUAGUAAGUAGUUGUGAGCUUGUUUAUAGAGGCCCUGGAGCAGUUAUAGGUCACCAUGUUCAAUAUCUUCUAUGUUGCAUUAUAAUUAUAAACAAAAAAAAAAGUCAGGAAGGUGUUUAACUCCUUUUUGGAGUUCUCCAUUAUAAUUAACUUAGUUAGAGAAUCUUCUGAGUCAAAUUUCAUAUGAUAUGUGUUGUAAAAACAUAAAGUUUCUUGUCUUGGUCGAUCAUUAAGCGACUUGAGUUUUCCAAUAAAUACUAUACUGCCAAGAAAGCCUAUCACAAACACUGAACUUGUUUAUAGUACACACUUUCAUCUUACAAAUGGUGUGCAGCCUUAACUGCCUGCAGCCUUAACAAAAUAUGUUGGUCUUCCCUCUCUGAGUAGAAGAAACUUGAUCUUUACAGCAGAGCUUGCUUCAUUUCCUCCCUUCUCCCGCUACUCCUCCUGUCCCCCCCGUCUCCCCACAGCAAAUUGAGGAUGUUGUCUGGAUGUUCAUAUUUUUGGAAUGUGAAUGGCAAACUGGCCCUUUGGGGAGGAGGGAACAAACUAUAAUGCUGUCCUAAACAAGUGUUGGUUGUUAGUCAUCAUUGGCUUUGUAUGUUGCAUAUUAAUGACUAAAUGUCAUUAGAUAGGUCAAUGUGUUCUUUUGGCCUCUAUUAUGCUGUCUUUCAUUCACUUACAAAAUGUAUUUAAGCUGUUACAUUAUUUAGACUUUGUUACACUUUUCUACUGUUUAAAUAUUUCAAUGUAUGUAUUAUGUUUGUGUGGCUCUCACUAUGGGUUUGGUACAAGUCAUAACUGGUUAAACCUAACACGAUCCUCUAUGUACAGCAUUCACUUAUAAAAAGCUUGUUUUCUUUCAUACAAAAGAUGCACAUAUACAGGAUCAAAUGAACCAGUAUUUAUGUAUGGGCUGGAGACUUACUCAAAAUGUAUGCAGUGAACUGAAGCAGUAUAACUACUUAUUAAAUGCCAUGUGACAUAAUCUACAACAGUCUUCUAAUAGACUUCAAUAAAAAGAUCAGUUAUACAGACA